Molecule: messenger RNA, 926 nt
Organism: Aspergillus glaucus CBS 516.65
Lineage: Eukaryota; Fungi; Ascomycota; Eurotiomycetes; Eurotiales; Aspergillaceae
Exons: 3
Coding region: 223-699 (158 amino acids)
Source: RefSeq, a predicted model, not a curated record
CGACCCGGAUGCACUGGAUGGAAUCCAGCCCGAUUCAGCCCGACAGCAACUCCUGUACGGGCCGAUCCGAGAAGCGUUGGGUGACAUUGUGGUGACAAUGUUGGAAAACGAGUUGGAGAUGCUGCAGGAUCAAGUUUGAUGGCGUAUCGUAUGCAGAGCAUGUGAAUGGUGAUGCGGGGUGUGAUGGUACUUUUAUAAUACAGAAUUGAUACCACUGGAGAAAUGCCGAUUGGUCUGGAUGUAUAUAAAAAGGACGCAGCGCCGUGCCGAUCUCGUGGAGACUUACUGUUUUGUAUAUCUAUACAUCAGGGGUGCAUAACACACCCUCUUCAGCCCAAUGACAUGCAUGCAUCACUGCGCCUAUCAACACUUUCGGCAAUUUCGACGGCAUCAGUGCGAUUAUGCCUUCAUAUGCCAAAUUAUGCUAUCGUUUGCUAUUUCUAUAAAACCCGAAACAUAGUCGCGGACGUAGUUAACACUGCCCUGCCCUGCUUAAUCAGCAAUCCUUAUCGUGGCCGCUCCACCAUUCUGAUACUCCGUGAUUCAGAUCCUUUUUUUACAACUCAAAUUUCCUUGAAUGAACUUUGCCUCCUGAAUUGUGCUUAUUCCCCUUUUGGGCACAUCUUCUGGAUGCUGAAACUUCUCCCGUGCCUCAUGUUUCCUUUCCUUCAGCUCACCUGUGCUGUCACUGUCAGAUAACUUUAUAGGCGUUGUCGCAAACCCUCCCUCUCGUCAUGUCACUCUUGGGGUUAAUGUCUAGGGUCUCUGCGGCGCAAUCCGUACCCUUGACGGGCCGUGAAGCUGCAUCGGGUCUUUUGGGAUCUGUUUCAUUGACAUGCUGGAUAUUCUUGUUGGUCCCCCAACUGAUCGAAAACUACCACAACGGAAACGCAGAAGCCAUCUCCCUCCUCUUCAUCUUCAUCUGG